Molecule: messenger RNA, 702 nt
Organism: Pseudomassariella vexata
Lineage: Eukaryota; Fungi; Ascomycota; Sordariomycetes; Amphisphaeriales; Pseudomassariaceae
Exons: 1
Coding region: 1-702 (233 amino acids)
Biological process (GO): regulation of translational fidelity; glutaminyl-tRNAGln biosynthesis via transamidation
Molecular function (GO): glutaminyl-tRNA synthase (glutamine-hydrolyzing) activity
Source: RefSeq, a predicted model, not a curated record
AUGAACUCAACAAUCUGCACACGCUGCCGCAUGGCACUUCGGGGCAGCAAGCUAUCCGCACCCAGCUUUCGAUUCCCUCCAUCCCCGACCCUAGUCGCACGACGCGCCAAAUCAGAUGCCUCCUGGUUCCCGGACCCUAACGAAACCCCAAUAGAACCCCCAUUACCACCUGCAGAGCACCACCUCGACGCAGCGGCCCUCCUCUCCAAGCCAACCUGGUCUGUCCGCUCCCUCCUACCCCCCUCGGCGAACGAUACCAGCACACGUACCACAACCUCGACGGAGAACUCGACGGAGACAGAACCGGAACCCAUCACCUCCAAAACCCUCCGCCACCUCCUCCGCCUCUCCGCUCUGCCCGCACCUUCCUCCCCUGAGGAAGAGGCGUCCAUGCUCAGCACCCUCAGGUCACAAUUACACUUCGUGCGCGCCAUCCAGAGCGUUGACACCACGGGAGUAGAACCCCUGCGCGCCAUACGCGACGAGACGGCUGAGGGGAGGCGCGAGCAGACUAUUGGACUGGAUACUCUGAAAGAUGCGCUGGCCAGUGAGGAUGUAGUGGGACAUGCGCGCCGACCGCGGCGGAGAAGGGGAGGGAAGGUUGAUGCGGCCGAAGUAGAGGGAUGGGAUGUGCUAGGUGGCGCGGAAAUGACCGCUGGACGGUACUUUGUUGUGAGGAGUGGGAGUGAGAAGUCACCUUGA